This is a messenger RNA of Boleophthalmus pectinirostris (great blue-spotted mudskipper), 1967 nucleotides long. RefSeq names its product D-aminoacyl-tRNA deacylase 1 (gene dtd1). The record is from RefSeq and is a predicted model, not a curated record. Gene Ontology annotation, cellular component: cytoplasm. NCBI's taxonomy places the organism in Eukaryota, Metazoa, Chordata, Actinopteri, Gobiiformes, Gobiidae. Gene Ontology annotation, molecular function: D-tyrosyl-tRNA(Tyr) deacylase activity. Gene Ontology annotation, biological process: tRNA metabolic process. The transcript has 6 exons. Bases 285 to 908 code for a protein of 207 amino acids.
AGAAAACCAAUCUUAAAUUGUGCAACUGUUUUUGUUUAAUAUAUUUUCUUGCAUAUUAUGUUGUAACAUAUUUUUUUACAUAUUAGAUACAUAUCUUAUAUAUCUUUUAUGAAGUAAUGAGAUGUACCCGAACUAUUAUGUUUAACACUUUCUUUGGCUUGGAAUCACUGCAGUUCACAUUGUCCCACUUACCCCUUAUGUCCGCUAGAGGUCGACAAGGUUCCACGCGUUUACGGAAGUUGUUUUGACAGCGUGCUUUUCCACAAGCACAACACAACUCCACAAUGAAAGCCAUAAUUCAGAGGGUCACCAAGGCUUCUGUGACAGUGGGAGAGGAGCAAGUCAGUUCAAUAGGUCGAGGGUUGUGUGUGCUGUUGGGGAUAUCCGUGGAUGAUACACAAAAGGAUGCAGACUACAUUGUUCGCAAGAUCUUGAACCUGCGCCUUUUCGACGAUGAGAAUGGCAAAAUGUGGACUAAAAGUGUAAUGGAGAAAGAGUUUGAGAUAUUGUGUGUGAGCCAGUUCACGCUGCAGUGCAUAUUAAAGGGCAACAAGCCAGACUUCCACUCAGCCAUGCCUGCAGAGCUUGCCCAGCCCUUCUACAACAGCAUCCUGGAGAACUUGAGAAGCUCCUACAAACCAGAGCUCAUUAAAGAUGGACAGUUUGGAGCUCGGAUGCAGGUUCAUAUUCAGAAUGAUGGACCUGUUACCAUUGAGCUGACAUCACCCUCUGGACCCACAGACCCUAAGCAGCUGUCAAAGCAGGAGAAGCAGCAGCAGAGGAAAGAGAAGACGCGCUCCAAAGGUCCCUCAGAGUCAGGUCGUGACAAAGGAGCGCUAAGGUCCAGACAAGACACCAACGCCAGCAGUGGAGCAGAGGGAGAUGUGUCAUCUGAGAGGGAGCCAUAGAGAGACUGAAUAUAUGUUAAAAUGUAUCAGAUUUUUCAGGAAGGCCGUAUACCUCUAGGUUGUGGACACCUGAUGUGGGUCCUCCUUCAGGGAAAGCAAAAGGACCACGUCAGCCCAACAUUGUCCUCUGAUGCCCUCCCUCAACCUGCAGUAAAUUGGACUGGACUGGUGUUUGGACAAAUUUGGCUCAAGACGAAUGGACAUUUUGGGGAUGUAUCAAGAAACAGGAAAUCACAGUGUCCCAGAUUUCAAAGUUGUUUUGCUUUUUUUCAAGUCUUUCUUUAUUGUCUGCUCUGUCUCUGUCUCAAACUUUGCUUUGAAAAUUGUUGGUGGCAUAAAAGCAUAACCAUGUGGCAUGUCUAGUGGGUAUAGGAGUGACUACCUUGUCCAGGCACAACUAACACUGUACUCGAUUUUGAAAAAAAUGAGAGAGUGCGAUAUUUACUGCAUAAAAACAUACACUGCAUCAAGGUGUGUUAUUGUACAUUCAUCUAAUUAUUUCAAAAUAAUACUGUCAGUUGGAUAGUAAUAGUGCAUGUCUUAAAAAUAAUCCCUCUUCUGAACAGUUAUUUUUUGACAGUUGAAAUAAUUCUAAACUUUAUAUUUGCAUAAUCCCUCAGUUUAGGCAGGUAGGUUCCAUAGCAAAAAAAAAAGUUGACUGGUUUUAGAGUGAAGACGUUUCAGCACUCAUCAAAUGGCAUCUUCAGUUCUGGUCAAGUGCUGAUGGGACAUUGCCUUAUAUCUCCUCCCUUUAAACAGAUAUAAAGCAGUGUAGAUAGGCAAUUUACCAAUUUACAUCAUGAAUGCAUUUCUCAAUUGCACAUUUCUGUUUAUUAGUCCAAUCAUAUCCAAAUUUCUUUCUAAUGAGACGCAGUUGAUUGAUUUAUUCACUUCAGUACUGUGACAGGUUGUGCUUCGAUGACUAGAUCUGUUUGCCUGCAUCACAAGUAUGGUAUUUAUUGAUUAUUUUGAAUCAUUCAGUCUUGUUUGCACAUGACAGCUGAUUUUAAAAUAUUGUUUUAUAAAGAUGCUAUAAAAGAUCCUGGUCUGUCAAUAAUA